This is a messenger RNA of Maylandia zebra (zebra mbuna), 8389 nucleotides long. It is a transcript of the gene hdac4, whose product is annotated as histone deacetylase 4. Lineage: Eukaryota; Metazoa; Chordata; Actinopteri; Cichliformes; Cichlidae. Gene Ontology annotation, molecular function: histone deacetylase activity. The record is from RefSeq and is a predicted model, not a curated record. Gene Ontology annotation, biological process: negative regulation of transcription by RNA polymerase II.
GAGACAAUGUCUGUGACGUAUGUGUGUCUUCAGUGGUUGUAAUGUAUUGCUACUGUCAAACCAGCUUCACAGAAAGCGACUGUCUAUGCUCAAAGGUUCCUGGUGUGUAGGAGGAUUUUACAUAAAGUGUGUGUGUGUCUGUUAAUAAAUGUGUAAGCGUGGGUAAGUACAACUUGGCUCUGUUUAGUCCAAAAAUGCAGAUUUAGUGCACGAAAGCAUAGGUGGUGUAGGGAAAUAGGAAUGUAGACAGAGUGUUUGCCAGUGUGUUAGAAGAGGGAGAGUGACUGUAAUAAAAUGCUCAACAUGCCCGAGACUGCCCCCUGAUGUCACUGAGAGCCGAGGGAGAGAGAGUGGGAGAGAGAGUGAGUGGGAGGGGACCGGAGGAGCAGACGGAGGGAGGGAGAGUGGCAGCUGGAGGGCAGAGCAAAACACGUCAGUGAGAGGAGCAGAGAGAGGCGACAGAGUGAGAGACGGACUGUGUGAAAGAUCGAGAGGGAGAAAGAUUUGUUGUUAGGACCUAACCCAGGCCGGUCUGCUGUGUCUGUGUGCUGCAGUGGACUUGAACGCCAUCUCUUCUCACUCGCACUUUUGGCUACAAACGCACUUUCUGUCUCUCUCUCGCUCAGAUACUGUACGCCACUCUCAAACGUGCAAGAACAGCGCAGCACGGCAUAACUGAUGGUGGACGUGAGCACAGCGGCGCUGCCCUCCACCGCCACAGCCAUCCUUCCCAUGGAUCUGCGCAUAGUGGACCACGCUCACCACCACCAGCAGCAGCCCUCCUUUGGCUUGGUUCCUCCACCCCACCCCACGCCACCCACCUCCACGUCUACUGAGACAGGCCGCGGACCAGUCAUUAGCCAGCAGGAGCAGCACCUGCAGCAGGAGCUGGUGGCUCUUAAACACAAGCAGCAGCUCCAGAGGCAGCUACUCAUCGCAGAGUUUCAGAGGCAACAUGAACAGCUAUCACGACAACAUGAAGCCCAGAUGCAGGAGCAUGUCAAGCACCAACAGGAGUUACUGGCGCUCAAGCAUCAACAAGAACUGUUGGAGCACCACAGAAAGAUGGAGCAACAACGUCACGAGGAGCAGCUGGAGAAGCAGCAGCGGGAACACAAACUCCAACAGCUCAAAAACAAGGAGAGGGGACAAGAGAGUGCAGUCGCCAGUACAGAGGUAAAGAUGCGACUUCAGGAGUUUGUCCUGAACAAAAAGAAAGCCUUGGCUCAGCGAAACCUAAACCACUGUCUGCCCAGUGACCCACGCUACUGGUAUGGAAAAACUCAGCAUAGCUCUUUGGACCAGAGCUCACCUCCACAAACGGCACUGUCAGCGUACAACCAUCCCAUGCUGGGCACAUACGACUCCAAAGAUGACUUCCCUCUCCGCAAAACCGCCUCUGAGCCCAACCUAAAGCUUCGUUCUCGGCUAAAACAGAAGGUGACGGAGCGUCGCAGCAGCCCUCUGCUCCGUAGGAAAGAUGGACCCCUUGCUACUGUUAAGAAGCGUCCCCUAGACGUCGCUGAGUCUGCAUGUAACAGUGCACCAGGCUCAGGUCCCAGUUCCCCCAACAAUGGCUCCAGUAACAUCCCCACAGAGAAUGGGAUCACAAUCUGCAGCAGUCCAGGAGAGACCUCGCUGCUCCAGAGGCUGGCAACACGGGAAGGGUCAGUUAGCCACCUCUCUCUCUACACCUCUCCGUCUCUGCCCAACAUCACCCUGGGCCUGCCAGCCACAGGACCUGCUAGCACUGUGGUAUCGGGACACCAAGAUGGCGAGAGUCAUCUGGCAUUGCCUGCAUUGCAGCAGGGCAUUCCACUGACCCCUCCUUUCCUGCCCUCCCACCUGCCCUCCUACUUGGCAUCUUCAGCACUGGACAGGGAGGGCCCAGGAGGGGGCACGGUGGGUCACAACCCCCUCCUCCAACACAUGGUACUGCUGGAUCCAAGCCACAGUCCAGUGGUUGGGCUGGGUGGCCUACCGCUGCCAUCGUCCUCCGUCUCCAAGCUCAUGCGCAGCCACCGUCCCCUGGGGAGAACGCAGUCGGCGCCUCUGCCCCAGCAGCAGUGCGGACAGACACAGGCCCUGCAGCACCUGGUGGUCCAGCAGCAGCACCAGCAGUUCCUGGAGAAGCACAAACAACUGUUCCAACAGCAGCAGCAGCAGCACAUCAUCAACAAGAUAAUGUCCAAGCCCGGCGAUCAGGCCUCAGCUGCAGGCCCGGGAGCCUCAGGACCAGGCAGGCAACACCAGAGUCACCCGGAAGAGACGGAGGAGGAGCUUAGGGAGCACCAGGCGCUCUCCUCGUCAUCAUCGUCCUCCUCUCCUACCUCUGGGCAAGAGACGGGGUUGCUACGUGGGGUGGUCAUCAAGCAGGAGCCUCCGGAUCCCCAGGAGCAAGAAGAGAGGGAGCAAAGAGAGAGGCAGGCUGAGCAGGACUUCCUGUUCAGACAGCAGGCUCUGCUCUUAGAGCAGCAGCGGAUCCACCAGUUGAGGAAUUACCAAGCCUCGAUGGAAGCAGCCGGGCUUUCGGCCAAUUUUGCUGGCCACCGGCCUCUGUCGAGAGCUCAGUCAUCGCCAGCCUCUUCCUCCUUCCCCAUGGUCGUGCAGGAGCCGCCAGCCAAACCUCGAUUCACUACAGGUCUUGUGUAUGAGUCUUUGAUGCAGAAGCACCAGUGCAUAUGUGGUAGCACAACGAGUCAUCCAGAGCACGCUGGCCGCAUUCAGAGCAUCUGGUCCCGACUGCAGGAAACAGGCCUCAGGGCGCACUGUGAGUGUAUCCGUGGUAGGAAGGCCUCAUUGGAGGAGUUGCAAACAGUCCACUCUGAAGCCCACGUCAUGCUAUAUGGAACUAACCCGCUGCGGCAGAAACUAGACAGUUCAGUAAAUCCCAUGUUUGUGAGGUUGCCGUGUGGAGGCAUAGGGGUGGACAGCGACACCAUUUGGAAUGAAGUCCAUUCAUCCAGCGCAGCGCGUCUGGCUGUUGGCUCUGUGGUGGAGCUCGUCUUCAAAGUAGCAUCGGGAGAACUGAAGAAUGGCUUCGCUAUCGUUCGACCCCCUGGACACCACGCUGAGGAGAGCACACCUAUGGGUUUCUGUUAUUUUAACUCAGUCGCCAUAGCAGCCAAGCUCCUGCAGCAGAGGCUCAAUGUCAGUAAAAUCCUCAUCGUAGACUGGGAUGUCCACCAUGGCAAUGGAACCCAGCAGGCCUUCUACGCUGACCCCAGUGUCCUUUACCUGUCCCUGCAUCGUUACGAUGAUGGGAAUUUCUUCCCGGGAAGUGGCGCACCCGAUGAGGUGGGCAGUGGAGCAGGUGAAGGUUUUAACGUGAACAUGGCCUUUACUGGGGGACUGGACCCUCCUAUGGGGGAUGCAGAGUAUCUAGCUGCAUUCAGGACGGUGGUCAUGCCUAUUGCCAAUGAGUUUGCGCCUGAUAUGGUUCUGGUAUCUUCUGGCUUUGAUGCAGUAGAUGGACAUGCCCCACCGCUGGGAGGAUACAAACUGACAGCCAAAUGCUUUGGCUACCUGACCAGGCAGCUGAUGGGUCUGGCAGGCGGUCGGCUGGUGCUUGCCUUGGAGGGGGGUCACGACCUCACAGCCAUAUGUGAUGCCUCUGAAGCCUGCAUCUCUGCUCUGCUUGGCAAUGAGUUGGACCCCAUUCCCGAUGAGGUGCUGCAACAGAGACCAAAUGCAAAUGCGGUACGGUCUAUGGAGAAAGUAAUCGAAUUUCACAGUAAAUACUGGUGCUCACUGCAACGUUCUGCCUCCUCGCUGGGUUAUUCUUUGAGUGAGGCCCUCAAGCGUGAAGCAGAGGAAGCUGAAACUGUUUCUGCCAUGGCCUCAUUGUCUGUUGCAAACAAGCACGUUGGAAAGAGGGCUGAAGAGGAACCGAUGGAAGAGGAAGCUCCUAUGUAAAGAAACAUCCACGACCUUUUUGAUCACUCAGACUCGUCUGUGGCAUUUUAUCGUGACAAAAAUGGACCACUGAAGAUGAGCGACCCUUUUGCUGAUCAGCGGUGCACUGAGCAAUCAGCAUAAACGCGUUGCAUUGCAUUGCACUUAAAGACUUUUGGAUAUACGAUUGUUUCAGCUAUCCCGUAAUGACAACCUCCAGUGCCAGUGCUUUUAAAACACUAGACAGACAUACUUUUGAUUGCCAGUGAGAACCAUGCAGAGGACCUACAGUCAUCUACUCUUCGUGUAAUUCUGCUCUGUCCCUACUUUAUCUUCAUCUCUUCGCUUUCGUGAAGACCACCAUAGCUAUUGUGAUUGUUACUCUGGACUAAAGAUGGGUUCUUGCUCUUUCCAGAUAUCUAAACGAGAGGGAAAAAACAUCAGUUUUCCAUGUUGUUGAAGGUUACAGAUGAGAAAGGUCACAAACCUGUUAGAGUAAAAGACAUUUGUGCCUUUCCCCCCACCCCGUCUAAACUUGGUGGAAUUUUUUUGAACUCCACUGGAAGAGUUUUGCCUUAAAAAUAGUUUUGGGACUGAGGCCUCUUCUCCCCAAGCCCUCACACAUUUCUAUCCUGGCAAGACAUCCACUGCCUGCAUGUUGUUGGCACAUAGACUGAAGGACUUUGGCAUGUUUACCUAUAAUUCCCUGCAACCAGCCUACUGUCUCUGCCCCCACCUUUUCCCCUCAUUUUCAGUGUCAGCUUGGAAGGUAGUUCCCAGCCACAAGUUGGAGGUGGCUCCUUUAAAAAGGAAAUUAAGAGUUGGAAUUGUAUCGUUUAAUCACAUAGGCACCAGUUCUUCUUUGUCAGAGAAAGAUAUACGUAGCAUGCACUUUACUGGAGCACUUGGACUUAUGAAAGAUAGAAUCCUGUUUAUAUCGUAUGUAGUAGUUACAUAAAAAUGAAGCCAAAGCAUGACAGAUUAUUGUCUCUGUAGAGUAUAACCACUUACCGCCCCACACAUAUAACAACGACUGAGCAGUGUCGGUAUUUACAUUAGAAUUUGUCUCACUUUUUCAGACAUUUGCCGAAUGGAAAUAAACUAAUCUCACAUGGGCUCAUUUGUUGAACCCAGCCCUCUCUUUAAGACAAGGACCAUACCACCUGGGAUUUUCCAGAGGGGUGUUCUGGAGCUUUCACAGCUGGCCUAACAUCUUUCGAUCCUUUCGAUCAAGAACAUCUGCUUUGCAAAUGUCAGGUGAUACGAGGCAGGUGUGAAUGUUUCUGCCUCUUCGUUUUCAAUAAAGCACAAACUGUUCUCUCUAUAUUUUUUUAAUAGUAUGCAAACAUUUUUAGGUGUUCUGCAUUAUAAAAUGCAGUCCUCUUUUUGACAGCCCUUGGCUCAAAUGCACAUAUUUGAGCUUUAAAUAGCACAUGUAGCUCAGCCUGUCCUCCUGGAUUCUGAAUCGUUUCGUUAGGCCGGGUCUCGUUACUAAUCUGAGCAUCAAAUCUUUUUGAAUCAGCAUUUUUAUAUGUUAUAAUAUUUUAGAAGACAAGAUGUAAAAUUUUCCUGCUCUGACUUUUUUGAAGUCAAGCCCAUGAUAUAGCUCCCAGUCGCUCUGCACCACACACACAGCCAGCAGCUAGGUCGUAGUAGUUUAAUUUAAUAAUUAAACAGUCCCAGUUUAGGACUAUAGUGGCCCCUCUGAUCAACAUGCUAACUUCCUUCCAGCUUGUGUUUGGCCCUCUGGGCAACUACCUUCUGCUGCCUUUAUUUGACCUAAAAACUAAUCGUGUCUUUAAUGUCGUUUUUAAGUGAACAGGAAACGGAGCGCUGUGGUAUUUACUGUUAUUUACUGUACAUAGGACACUGAUCUCCUGAGUAUUCCUGCCACACACAUUCACUAUUUUUGUGGUUUGUUUUCCUCUCUUUCGCUUUUUUCUGCUUUUGAGCUCUAGUGACUUAUUUUUGUACAAUUUUCCUGUUGUUUUGUGCGUGUUGUCCACUCUCUGUUUCUCUGUUAUGUUGUAAAGCUGACAUACUUCACAGCAGGUGAGGGUUCAGACUCUGUUUUUAGUGGACGUUACAUGAGUACGUUUUCUGGGUUCAGGGUUUUUGCGGGAGCGUUGGGAUUCAAAUGUUUCUACUUUGUAUAAUGAUGGACAAUUGUGUAUUUACUGUCUGUUCAUAGUAGAUUUAUAUAUAAAAAGAAAUGAGUAUAUUAUAUAUCUAUACAUUACAAAAUGCUACGAUCUUGUUUUUGAAGUUGGUAUUGAAAAACAAUACUUUCCGUGGGUCUUAGUUACAGUUGGCCCUUUUUAGGGUGUUACUGAAGGCACCUUUUGCUGUUGAUCAUGUGUUGAGCAGCAUCUUUCUGGCUGUUUUUUGUCUCUCAGCAGUAAUGACUUUUUUGUUGUCUGUUUUGUUUAUUUCAUUAGUUACCCCAUUGGUACCAUAACACUGUUACAGUAGGUGUGCAGUCGCCCUCUGCUCAGCCUUGCAUUUUAAUGCACAUAUUUGUCAGAUUCCAUACCUUUUCUUUCUCGUGCAGAUGUUCUUGCGCGCAUAUCUUGCCUGGCAUCUGUUAAGUUUCAGUAUUUCAGGAAAUUUGAGUCUUUUUUUUUUGUUCCUCUUUGUUAAAGAUUAUCAUCUGACGUAUUUGAAAGAAUAGGAAGAAUAGCGAGGGCGGAUUAGAAUUGGAACACAGCCAUUGCUUUUCCCCCCUGUGUUAAAUCACCACGACGGGCCUUGCAAAUGGUUUUGUAUGAUCAACGUUUAUUUCCUUAUCAGGCCAAGUAUGCUUAGUUUUUAAUUUAAAUUAACAUUUUUCAAGUUCACAGCUGAAGUCUCAUCAGCUUUGGUAUGCAAGUUAUGUUUCUGUAUCUAAAAAUCGCAGUUUGAUCACAGUAACAGCCAAGCAGGACCGAGGUAUCGAUGCCUUAAAAAAAAACAGGAAAAAACACGUUUGAUUUUCUUUUUUGGGGGGGAAUUUCAAUCAGACGUACAAGAAAUAAAUUUGCUUAUUUUAACUGAAUGUAUCUAGCAGAGAUCUUCCCUCUCCUUACUAAUGCACCACUAAUGUCUUUAAGUCUCAAAUCCUUUCCGUAACUUUUGUAGUUGAGAUAUGGAUAUGGUAGAUUGUUUCCACCAUCAUCUUUUUUUAGUAAAUUUCUAAAGAUAAUGUCUAUACCAAUACAGUUUGCAUUAAAUCGUGCAUAAAGUAAAUUCUGCCAAAACAAAACCUCUGGUCUGGUUGCAGCAGGGCAUCUUUUAUUAUCAUUUUUUAGCUUUUUCUGUACAUUCCCUUUUUGUGAGACACACAUUGUUUUCUUCUCCUUUGUAGAUGUUGGCCAGCUUCUUUGUGUGUGUGAUACUUGCGUACUUUCAUAGUCGGGAUAUGAAAAUGCAUAUAAUCGGGCUAUCCUGAAUAUGACCUCAGCUGGGAUAUGCUGACAUCUCAGCUCAUUUUAACACACUUGAAGAGAUGCCUUUCAGUAACCCAGCCCAGAACAUUCCCAGAACCUUUGCACAACAGUGCCAGUCAUGGCUUUUCUUCUGUUUAAUGCUUUCGUUUCUCAAACGCUGCCAAAACUAGCACUGUCUGGCUACUCUGGCCAUCUGUCUUCACUGUUAGUCUUAAAACAAUGUCCAGUAACCAAAAAGAAAAAAGCAGCAUUCCAUUUUGGUGUAAUUUCCAUUUAUUAUAAGGUAAAUCUUUUUUUUUUUUUUUAACCCUCGCAGGUCUGAGAGCUGUCUUGUUUCUGUAGAUGCCCCGGUCUGACCCCACGCAGCUCCUCCUCUUUUCUCCCUGCAUGAUCCGUCUGUCUGCAUGCAUUACCUGUCUGUCUGUCCCCUGCCACACACCAGCACAAGGGAUCAAGCACUGAAGGACUUUCACUGUAUCCAAACUAUUUUUAUCUCUUUGCUUCUCUUUCUGUUUCUAAUAUGGAGGAAUUUGGGUGCUUUCCAUGUUGUGCUUUCACCUGUAGCGAAUGAAUCAUCAAACCUGGCAGACUUAAGUUGAAUAAGUCACAAAAAGAAAUAGUAUCAAGCACAGACAAUAGAUUUUAUUGUAUUUAUGUAGAAAAUGAAUUGUUUGGUGGGAUGCUUUGUAAACUAUAAGACCAGAAUGGACUGUCUUUUUUUUUUUUUUUUUCCCAAACCAGGCGAGAUGUGACUUUGGAGGAUUUUCAGAAGAUAUUUGUGUUUUCUGUCACGUCUGAACUCAUCAAAGGGCUCCAUCCAGACGCCAGGUCAUUGUUACAGUUGUCCAUUCCAGUAAAUAAGCCAGUUAUCUCUUUGACCACUGUGGUUCAGAAACAAACAGUUCUAGGUUUACAUAUGUAUAAAAUGCAUAUUCUUUUUUUUUUUUAUCAGUUAUGUUUUUGACUUGUUCCACCAUUGUUACAAAAAUAGUACAUUUUUCUCGGGAACCUUUGCUCUAACAUGUUGUCUUUGACAUGUACAUUAUAAAGUAUUGUUUUGGAAAAAAAAA